UAUCCUUUCCUCUUUGCAAGCCUCCUCUUUCGUUUCUUCCCCAUCUUCCUCCCUCCUCCGCUUCCUCCUCAUCUCCCGACCCCUUCUAGAACCUUCCAGAACCCCCCGAGAGGCGGCGAGAUGCACGGCGUGCUCACCUCCCCGUGCCUGCGGCCCCCUCCCCCCCGCGCCUUCCCGAGCCCCUCCACCCGCCUCCUCGCUCCCGCCAGAACCCUAGCCCCCCGCCCGCCCCGCCUCCCCCGCGGCCUCCGCUCGUCCCCGCCGCCGCCGCGCGCCGCGGCGGAGGCCGCGGCGUCGGCGGUGGGCGGGCUGCUGGCCCCGCUCUCCACACUGGAGGUCGGCUUGCGGAGCGUCAACCUCGCGCCGCUGCGGGCGCCGGUCGCGGCCGCGAUGUCGGCGGUCGUGCGGUGGCUCGGGGUCUACAGGGAGGUGCUGCUCGUGGGCGUGCUGUUCUCGUGGUUCCCCAACAUCCCCUGGGACCGCCAGCCCUUCUCCGCGCUGCGCGACCUCUGCGACCCCUUCCUCGCGCUCUGCCGUGAGGUCAUGCCGCCCGUGUUCGGCCGCAAGCUUGACCUCAGCCCGCUUAUUGCGUUCAUGGCCAUCGACAUCAUCAUUAUGAUCCUGCGCCCGCAGCCACGCAUGUGAUUGCGCCCGAGUGGUUAUGGAAUUGGAUGGUGCUGUUUGGUAAGGUUGAUUAAACUAUGGGAGGAUAUGCUGUUUUUGGUCAAUCAACAAGGGAUGGUGCUGCUGAAUUUUACAGGACAAGAAAUGGUUGGCUGAGUAAAGUUGCAAAAUCAAUAUAAUUCUUCUAGAGGUAGCUCACUCUGAGUAAUUUUAAGAAGUUUGUUUUCAAGUGUAGCUCUUUCAUUCAUCGCACUUGAGGAUUGUACAAGUAGAAUAUAUGCUAUAGCUACACAUUUGCAAAUUUUGCUCUCUGCUCGGAUUGACAGUGCAUCCUGCACGUGUUUUAAUGUGAUUCAGAUUAUUGUAUCUUAAGCGUCACAAGCUCAUGUUCCUCAACAGUUUGUGAGUUCUGACAACCCUUCUGGAAUCUCAAUUAGCACAUGCACGAGCUUAUAUACCCAUAUCUAUGCUUUCUGAUCUC
Oryza brachyantha (malo sina) is the source of this 1105-nucleotide messenger RNA. RefSeq names its product ylmG homolog protein 1-2, chloroplastic-like. The record is from RefSeq and is a predicted model, not a curated record. The coding region runs from base 121 to 645 and encodes 174 amino acids. Lineage: Eukaryota; Viridiplantae; Streptophyta; Magnoliopsida; Poales; Poaceae. The transcript is spliced from 2 exons. Gene Ontology annotation, cellular component: membrane. Gene Ontology annotation, biological process: chloroplast fission.